AUGGAGAAGGACGACCCCUCUGAGUUAGCGACUCCCCCGUCUGUGAAAGCCAUCAUCUCCAGGAUUGAGACGGCGCAGCUGAUGCGAGCUCAAGAGGACAUUGCCAGCCAGCUCUCGGGCAUCCUGGGCAACGUCAACUGUGCCAUCAACCGCUUCCAGGAAGAACUGGGCUAUGAUUUGAAAGAAAAGGCCGACUCUCGCCAGUCAGACCAGAAGAGCAAGGAGAGAUUCACCUUGCUGGAGAAGAUCGCCUCCUUCUCCAAUGGCGUUAAGGCGAAAGAGCAGCAUCUGUGUGAAAUUCGCCGCUGGCUGGCCGACUGGGGUGAAAGUCUCACCUAUGAGAUUAGGAGCAGGGAGAGCGAGGAGGAAGAGGAAGUCGUGGACGAAUGGAUUGAGGUGAUGGAGAAAGUGUUGCCUCUCUCCCUCAUUGCCACCAAGGGAGGCAUUGAGUCUCUCAUCUCGCUCUGCUCCACCCUCAUUGAAGAGCAAAGAAAAAAGACACAAAUAUCCAGACACACUUUUUGGCGGGGCUGGUGGGACAUUAGCUCCCCCAAAUCGACAGCUCACCGUCAGCCCCUAAGCCCGGAGCAGAUGCUGCAGGAUAGGCACACCACCUGCACGAGGGUCUCGGAGGUGACAAGCAUGCUGCAGGAGCUCCUGGACUCAGCCAUGUUCAGCAGGGGGGAGGUCAAGGCCAUUAGGUACAUGUUGGCCACCGUGGAGAACCUCAGCAAGGCCUUGAUGCUGCAGCACAAGGAGAACAGGAGCCUGGAGAGCAAAUGCCAGUGCCUGCAGGCGGAGAUGACCAGGGAGCUCAGCCGCCAGAGGCUGCACUUCCAGAGGGCCACUGAGGCCCUGGAGAGCAAGCAGGACGCCCUGCUGAAGCAGGUCAAAGUCCUGCAGGAGAGGCACCGUGACCUCCUCCUGACAAAGCACGCCCUAGCGUUCCAGCUGGAGAACCUGCAGGCGGCCAGAGGUCAAGCAGGAGACCUGCCCCAGGUCCUCGCUGAGUCCCCGGGCCCCUUAGAGAAAGAGAGCUCCCCAAAGGACAGACGGCUCAUGGAGGAAACCCACCAUGAAGCCCAGAAGAGGGAGCAGGUGUCUUCCCCAGCUUUCUCGAGUCCGGUGACCCUGGCCUGGGAUGGUGGGGCCAUGCCCCCAGCACAUCAGCCGCUGUCCACCAUGACCAUGCAUUCGAGAGUCGCGGAUGCGUACAACAGCAAGGACACGGAGGGCCUGGAGCCCCCACUGAUCUCCUUGGAUCACAAGCUUCCUGAGAAGCGGGAAAGCCUGGGGCUGGGAGCCGGAGACCGCAAGGACCACUUCGAGGAGAAGGGGGGACUCCACGUGAAGCCUCGUUCCGGGAAGAGCUCCGGCAAGGCUCCCCCCGAGAACCAGGGCGGGUGCUUGGAGGAGGAGCUCAGCAGGGAGAAGCAGAGGCCGCCAGAGGAGGAGGGGGAGGAGGAGACAGGGCUACCGCUGCAGGAGUGGCCCUCGCGGGAGCAGCUGCGGCCAUGGGAGAUGGAGUGGACAGCCAGGGGGCAGCCUCAGAGGUCCCAGAAGCAGCCAGAGAGCCCAAGGAGGGAGCUGGGGCAGCCGCGGGAGGAUGUGGGCAGGACGGUCUGCACGACCACGUGUCAGCGGAGGAACAGGAAGGCAGAGCCGUUGCCAGCGCCUCCCCCGAGCCGGGCCCAAUCUGCUUGCCAAGGCAGGAGGCCACACUUGCCCAGGUCCCCCAGCAUCCGGCAGCCCAGGACCAUGAGUGCAGUGGAGUUUACCCAGAAACCUUGGGCCUGCCGGGUCCCCACGAAGCCCAAGAAGUCUGCCUCCUUCCCCGUCACCGGGACACCCGUCCGGAGGGUGGCCCAGCCUUCUCGGCAGAGGUCCCCGAGCGCUCUGAGGGAGACGACAUACCACCUGGACACGGAGGCCCAGCGGAAGAACCUGCAGCUCCUGAGGGAGGCGUCAGAGUUGGGGCUGCCCCACCACUUGCACAGCAAGGCGUCGGAGCUCAUUGCCGCCACCCUGGAGCUGGGCGUGCUCAGGCUACAGUGCUUAUGCCACAAGUAUAUCCUCUACCGGCGCUUCCAGGGCCUGCGACUGGAAGUGAUGAGCCGCCUGCGAGUCUCGCGAGAAUCCGGGGCUGCCUCCGAGGCUCAGAACCUCCGCGGCUUGCUGGAGCGCAUGGGCAGGUGGCAGAGCCUCCAGCUGCAGGCCUGGGCCGACAGGCAGAAGGGCCUGGAGGAGAAGCGCCAGGGGUGCCUGAGCAGCAUGGUGACCAUAUUCCCCAAGCUGCAGCUGGAGUGGAACAUCCACCUGAGCAUCCCGGGGGUCACCUCCAGGAAGCCGAGGAAAUGCAAGUCUCUCUCGGCCGUGCCCUGGCGGCGCCUCUGCUCUGCCAGCCCCACCAGCCCCACCGGCAAGCAGCCCUCUCAGUGUAGGCGUCGGGAAUGCGUGUCCCCGCGGAUGAUCCGCCAAGCAGCGAACCAGAUGGAAGCCGUCUGGAAGACGGAUGUGGCCUCCUCCAGUCACCCCAUAGAAAAAAAGACGCCCAUGAGCUUCCCCUGGGGUCCCCAGGGGUGCUUCCCAGACAUCCCCCGGCUGCUGGCAGUGCAGGUGCACCCCCCCGACCACAGGGGCUUGGCAGUCCUCCAGGCCCGCUGUGUUAACGCUUUCAGUGCCUCUGCUGCCCGAAAGAAGCGAUGCCAGGAACCUACGGAUGAGGCAGCCGAGCCUGUUGGCGAAAAACCAAGCAAGCCACUUCCUGGAACCGCGAAAAGCCCGAAGGACAGAGGCGGCCCCAACUUCAGGGAAGAACCGGAAGAGAUUGCCCAGCCCUUCGUGUCUGACCCGGAAGUAGAUGUACCUCACGGAAGCCGGCUUUGGCCCUGCGGCUGCCGCCGUCGCCGCGGAGAAAUUGUUGGAGCUGGCGGCCUAGGAAUGGUAGCGCCCCGAAAAUCUGCGCAUGCGUCAGUCGGACCCGGCCGGAAUCUGGCCGGAGGUGUUACGCAUGCGCAAUCUCCCAGCCUCUAA
Lepus europaeus (European hare) is the source of this 3033-nucleotide messenger RNA. It is a transcript of the gene FAM186B, whose product is annotated as family with sequence similarity 186 member B. The record is from RefSeq and is a predicted model, not a curated record. The transcript has 11 exons. The coding region runs from base 1 to 3033 and encodes 1010 amino acids. Lineage: Eukaryota; Metazoa; Chordata; Mammalia; Lagomorpha; Leporidae.